AUGAAAGUGUCCGUUGUCCUCAGCUUCUUCCUGGCCUUCCUGGACCCAGGAACUUCUCUUCAGUGUGAGGUUUGUCACAGCAUAGGGAAAAGCUGCUCUGGCCCCAUGAAAACCUGCAGUGGUGGUGAAGAUACCUGUGGCAUCAUUCUGCAUGAGGUCAUGAUAGGGGGGAUGGCAAUCCCUUCAUCCAUCAAGUCCUGCCUGCCAUACAGCAUGUGCCAGGUUGGCCCUAUCACCAUGAACUAUGGGAAGGUAAAAGCAAGGAGCCAGUUGGCUUGCUGCACAGGCGAUGACUGUCGAACCAUCUCUGUCUCAUUGCCACCAGAGGACAAUGUGCCCAAUGGAUACCAGUGUCCUGCCUGCUACAGCGUGGACUCCUUUCAGUGUGGUAAUGAAAUCGUGAACUGCACUGGAUCUGAAACCCAGUGUGUUGACCUUGCUGGGUUAAUGAAUUCUGGUGGCCUGUCUCUGAAAGCUGCCAUGAAAGGCUGCACCACCAUUUCUGAAUGCAAUAUUGUAGGAGAUGGAAAAAAUAAGCUGGGGAUGAUGGACAUAAAGUUAAGGCGGUUUCAAUGUAAACAAGCUUCUGUUUUGGCCAGAGUGAACUCUGGGUUUGCCCCUUCAGGCACCCUCUUCCUUCCUGUUCUGUUAGGCUUUAUUCUGGAGAAGGUUCUUCUCUGA
This is a messenger RNA of Nestor notabilis (Kea), 681 nucleotides long. RefSeq names its product phospholipase A2 inhibitor subunit gamma B-like. Bases 1 to 681 code for a protein of 226 amino acids. NCBI's taxonomy places the organism in Eukaryota, Metazoa, Chordata, Aves, Psittaciformes, Psittacidae. Gene Ontology annotation, cellular component: extracellular region. Gene Ontology annotation, molecular function: phospholipase inhibitor activity. The record is from RefSeq and is a predicted model, not a curated record. The transcript is spliced from 5 exons.